Molecule: messenger RNA, 456 nt
Organism: Podospora anserina S mat+
Lineage: Eukaryota; Fungi; Ascomycota; Sordariomycetes; Sordariales; Podosporaceae
Exons: 1
Coding region: 1-456 (151 amino acids)
Source: RefSeq, a predicted model, not a curated record
AUGUCCUCCGAAACCAGUGUCACCAACCCCCCUACCUUCUUUGUCAAUCUCCCAACCAUAAAUCUCGAAAAAGCAACCGCCUUCUUCGUCGCCCUCAACUUCGACCACAUCAAGCUCUGGUCCGAUGACAAAUCUUCCGCAUUCCGCCUUCCCGGUGCCAGCUCCCAAGUCUCUCUCAUGAUUCAUAUCCAUGAGCGUUUCAAAACAUUCAACCGGCCCGACACAUCCGUUGUUGAUGCUUUCAAGUCGACCGAGGCCCUCUUUUCUUUCAUGGCGAAAGACAAGGCGAGUGUGGAUGCGUUUAUUGAGCAGGCGGUCAAUGCAGGUGGCAAGGCAGAUCCGUAUGUGUUGAAGAACUAUGGGCAGGAUAUGGGCAUGUACAACCGCAGCUUUGAGGACUUGGAUGGGCAUAUCUGGGAGGUUUGCUCUAUGGUUGGGCUUUGUCCUGGAGCUUGA